ACCACGGCACCUCGAGCACAGCCCCAUCCAUACCUUACCUAAACCACCGGUUCGCACCAGCUCUCCCGAGGGAAGUCAAAAAAAAAUCCUUCCCAAGACCAAAAGUAUUAAAGGACGAUCCUUUGCCCCGCGAAAGCUCCCCCUGCUGAACUUGCACGGAUAUCACUGUUCCAAAGCAGUGACAGCAGUGGCCAGUCGUUACAUACAAGAGUGCUGGUGUAACUGUGCGCGAGGAGUGACUUCCUGCUGUUAACGCUCCCCCCCCCCCGGCGUACAGGUGUACAACAGCGAAAGCUCGGCGAUCGAUGGGAAAAAAGCUCAUCGGUGCCAAAUGCUUAUAAUUUCGAGCUGAUGGGUCGUGUACAGCUGUCGAGGCGCAACAUAGAAAUACGACCGUGUAUGGUUGAAGGCCCAGAAGUAUAAGAGAGAAGGAAGGAAGAGAGAGCGAGUAUAUAGGUGCGAGCGCGGCUGCCUUGGUGUUGGAGAGCCCAUACACCAACGAGGCGCUAUGCGGGCACGGUAGAAAAGUAAAGGAGGAAAGAAACGGCGAGCGCGGGGAGGCCUCGAAAAAUGGCCGCGCGCCACCGCUGCCAAAGUACGGGUAAUCUUGUGCUCCCGGUGAUCCGCAGCCGAGGCCACGGUGUAGCUGGCCCGGCCCUUCGGCUCCUCGGCUGACCUCCGCGGUGUGUGUAACACACUCCAUUGUGCCCUCGACCGUGUGUGGCUUUGGCCGAGUUAGUGUCGCGCAUACGUAUACAUACAUAUAUAUAUAUAGGAGGCGUGCGGGAGUCUCGGGUGUGUUUUCGGAGCUCCUGCCGCAUCACACGUGCUAUCAUCGCUUCUUCGUCCUGCCGAGGAGUGCGUGUACGGUUUGAACUUUUCGAGCCCCGAGCUUUUUUGCGGGGCCUGGUUGUCGCGACGAUUAUGAAGUCGUUGUCGUCGGGCAUGGCUUUGCCAGUGUGCUAUUGUUGUUGUCAGUGUUGAAGGGUACAGGGGGGGAAGGAAAAAAGGAAUAACAAGUUGCGUGGGGCAGGAAAGCCGGAAGGAAGAUGAGGAAGGGCUUUGGGGUGAUGAUGCUCGGCGGCUACGGCUGCCUGGCGCUCCUCUGUUUACUCUUUGCCUCGGCGACGCUCGUACAGGGGUUGAAGUGUCACUGCGACAUUUGCUCGGAAACCAACAACACUUGCGAAACAGAUGGCUACUGUUUUGCCAGCACGAGUUUGGACAAGGAUGUCAUUACUUACGCAUACAGGUGUUACAACAAGAGGAACUUUUUCCCGGACCCAAAGUACUCGGUCUGGUGCAGAAGCAGCGACAGCGACGUUCUACACGGGCUGACGGGCAAUCGUUUCGUCGUGUCAUGCUGCGACAACGCGGAUUACUGCAAUCGCGAUAUCAGGAUGACCGUGCCGCCUGUACUUAUAACACCCUCGACGGAACGCCUCCAAGGAGCUGCAGGUGGUCACGGCGCGACGUGGGAAACUUGGCGCAUGGCCCUGACGAUAGCCAUGCCGGUCUGUGUGGUCUGCAUCGUCGUGAUGAUAGUGUACAACGUGCGGGCUUCGAGGAGGAGGCCAGCGGGACGUCACUUUCCCGACGACUCGCUCGAGGCCCCGGAUCGCCCGAUCCUCGACGGCGUCACGAUCAAGGACAUGCUCGAGCUCACGACCAGCGGCAGUGGAUCAGGAGUCGGUCUACCGCUCCUGGUGCAACGGAGCAUAGCGCGGCAAAUCCAGUUGGUCGAGACGAUCGGCAAGGGCCGGUUCGGCGAGGUGUGGCGGGGCCGCUGGCGAGGCGAGAACGUCGCCGUCAAGAUAUUCAGCUCGCGGGAGGAGCGCUCCUGGUUCCGGGAGGCCGAGAUCUACCAGACGGUCAUGCUGCGCCACGACAACAUACUCGGCUUCAUCGCGGCGGAUAACAAAGACAAUGGCACGUGGACGCAGCUCUGGCUGAUAACGGACUACCACGAGAAGGGCUCGCUCUUCGAUUACCUGAACCGCUCGACCGUAGAUACGAACGGCAUGAUCCGCAUGGCUCUGUCCAUCGCGACGGGUCUGGCCCACCUGCAUAUGGAGAUUGUGGGCACGCAGGGGAAGCCGGCCAUCGCCCACCGGGACCUCAAGUCCAAGAACAUCCUCGUCAAGACAAACGGCACCUGCGCCAUCGGUGACCUCGGGCUGGCCGUGCGCCACGACGUCAUCAACGACAAGGUCGACAUAUCGAUCAACAACCGGGUUGGCACCAAGCGAUACAUGGCACCGGAGGUGCUCGAGGAGACCAUCAACCAGAACCACUUUGACUCGUUCAAGCGGGCGGACGUCUACGCCCUUGGGCUGAUCUUCUGGGAAAUAGCCAGGCGGUGCAACGUCGGUGGCAUCCACGACGAUUACCAGUUGCCGUUUUACGACGUCGUGCCCUCCGAUCCGACGAUCGAGGAGAUGCGCAAGGUCGUCUGUACCGACAGGCAGAGGCCCUCCAUCCCCAACAGGUGGAUGUCCAUCGACGCUCUGCACGUUAUGUCCAAAGUCAUGAAGGAGUGCUGGUACCACAACGCGGCGGCCCGAUUGACGGCCCUGAGGAUCAAAAAGUCUCUGGCCAAUUACAACGCCAUCGAGGACAUGAAGUGAAAAGUACGCGCGUCUCUUUCUCCCGUUGAAUUUUGCCGCGCGAAGGGCUCGAGUGUCUACAUAAUACACGCACCGAAGACUGAGUACACGUUAAGUAAAACCCAAGCAAUGACGUUCCUCUUUGGUGUAAUUGACCGAUUGGAAGGAGGAAAAUUCGACAAACGGACCGACCCUACUGUGAAUCUUCGUUUCGAGAUUUUCUUCUUUUUUUUUAACUGUCAGGGAAUGUCGUUGGACCCGAUUCUCUUGGCACUGUGAUCGAGGAAACAGAUUCUUCAUUGUAAAUAUUUUGCGUUGUGUAAAAAACCUUCUUUUUUUUCUUCUUUUUCGUGAAACUUGUGUAAUACUCUACGUGAAAAUGGUUAAAGCAUCGAUUUUCAGUGUUCUUACCAAUGUCAGAACGAUGCCGGUAGUUUGUUACGGUAUCUCGCGACUUCCUGUUUUAGGAGCAGCACUAAAGGAACGAUUUUCACUUGUUGACUUUUUUAUACGAACAUUUUUAACCGACAAAACAAGGAAAUAUUGAGUCUGACUAAGUAAAAUGCACACGAUGAUCCGAAAUCGGUAGCAGUCCUAGUUUGAGUUGUGUUGCGGUGAUGUCAUGACCUCACGCUUGUCGAGCUACGUUUUACUGUAAAUUUAUAUGAAUUAUACAAUUCAGCUGAGGAGGUAGGCUUUGCUAUGCAAUAGAUAUCAGAUAUGUAAAAUCUUUGUGAGGACUUUUUUUUCUAAAACCACGUAAAAAGCUCUCCUUUGGAUCUUGUAAGGUGAUUUUCAUACGUCAGGAGUGUAGAAAGGCUGAUAUUAUUGACAGGUGCUAAGUGACGAGGAAAUUAUAGAAAAAUAAUUAUCUAUACUGUCAAUGUAAAAUGCUGUGGAAUUAUAUUACUAAAGUUAAAUAGUAAAGACGAAAAGAAAACGAGGAAAAUGAUAAAAUGUGUGUGUACAGGACUUUCCCGCAUAAAUGAUGUAUUUUUGUAUCAUUUUGUAAACCAAUUCUUCCGUUUACAUAUAAAACUGUAGCUCUGGAUAUGAAAAAAAAAAAAAAACUCUACCUCCGGGUCCAGCUGUGUUUUGCCUACUACUUCUCGCGGAUCAUACAACUCAACACGAAGACUGACACACGUGUGUAACACUUGUACGUAUACGUUGAGGUACGUAAAUUUAUCGAUCGUAGUUAGUUUUGAUGCGAACAAACGUUGAGACAGUACUUUUCAAAGUAUCUUUACAAAACAUCGAAGCAAUGCAAUAUUCUUAUUUUUCUUUGUAUUUCUGAGACUUUUAAAAACUCGAAACAUAUACAAAUUUUAUAAAUGAAUUACAUUUUUGAAAGAAAAAAUUGAACAAUGCAAAGACGGCUAUUGAGACGUUUGUUCUUUAGAUUUCAUACAUUCCUGUACAAAAUACGUAGGUUAAUUUUUAUACGUAAAAUAUAAUCCAUCACACCGCAGUAAAGUUGACAUUACAUUUAGGAAUAUACCUGUACAAUAAAAA
This is a messenger RNA of Copidosoma floridanum, 4121 nucleotides long. RefSeq names its product TGF-beta receptor type-1 babo (gene babo). Lineage: Eukaryota; Metazoa; Arthropoda; Insecta; Hymenoptera; Encyrtidae. The record is from RefSeq and is a predicted model, not a curated record. Gene Ontology annotation, cellular component: plasma membrane; signaling receptor complex. Gene Ontology annotation, biological process: cell surface receptor protein serine/threonine kinase signaling pathway; cellular response to growth factor stimulus; protein phosphorylation. Gene Ontology annotation, molecular function: transmembrane receptor protein serine/threonine kinase activity; ATP binding.